This is a messenger RNA of Morus notabilis, 3044 nucleotides long. Its product is annotated as putative ion channel POLLUX-like 2. Gene Ontology annotation, biological process: monoatomic ion transport. NCBI's taxonomy places the organism in Eukaryota, Viridiplantae, Streptophyta, Magnoliopsida, Rosales, Moraceae. The coding region runs from base 140 to 2743 and encodes 867 amino acids. The record is from RefSeq and is a predicted model, not a curated record. The transcript is spliced from 24 exons.
GUAGUUUCCAAUAAAAUCACGUUUCUCUGUCGCUCGCUCUCUUCAUUCGAUUUUCCAUUUUAUAUCUAAUCUCUCCCAUUUCACUCUCUGCCUCUCACAUGCACAUCAGACACAUUUUAGAGAGAGAAAGAGAAGAGAGAUGUUUUCUUCUCAGUUGCAGAGCUUUCAGCCAUUGAUUCUCUCUCCACCACGAGGCCGUCGACUCAACCGUUUCUCAUCGAAGAGGAGAGAAGAAGAGAGGGACUCAACACUAAGCCAAUUUCAGUUGAUUGCAAGUUCAAAGUUACAAGUGCGAUAUUUUGUCACACAGCAUACAGGAAAAUGGAAGGCCAGUUCCCAAUGUAGAACAGGCAGGUUGAGUUCCUGUAUGCAUACAAAUGUUGCAGAUGAUUCGGCUACCAAAUUCUCCAAGGUGGACCAGGAUAGUUGUUUCAAGUAUCACAAAGCAAAAGUGGCGGCAGGCUUGGCAUCCUCAUAUUUCCUUCUCAGAUUGAAGAAGUCAAAUCUUUUCGUUACUUUCCUAAAGGUGGUCCAUGAGAAACUUCCCUACGUGGUUCAAACUUUUGGAGCAGCAACCUCACCUUUUGCUUGUGUUUCAAAUUCCUUGAACAAACCCAUGCCUCUUAAGUUGGAUGUAUCUUUGCCGUCAUUUCAAGAUAUUAGAUGGAGCUUUGCACGACUGCUGUAUUUAUUUAAUGUGCAACUUGAGAGAAAUAUUGCCACGUUCUUUAUCGUGCUCCUUGUAGCAUGCUUCUCAUUUGUAAUGAUUGGUGGCUUUCUGUUCUUCAAGUUCAGAGAAAACAGGGGUAGUACACAAUCUUUGGAGGACUGCUUUUGGGAGGCUUGGGCAUGUCUGUGUUCAUCCUCAACUCAUUUAAAACAAAAAACACGUAUUGAACGUGUUAUUGGCUUUAUUCUUGCUAUAUGGGGAAUAUUGUUCUACUCUCGUCUGUUGAGCACAAUGACCGAAGAGUUCAGGAACAAUAUGCAAAAGCUCAGAGAAGGGGCACAAAUGCAAGUUCUGGAGUCUGAUCAUAUCAUUGUUUGUGGAGUCAACUGUCAUCUGACUUUCAUACUGAAACAACUAAAUAAGUAUCAUGAAUUUGCUGUGCGCUUAGGUACUGCUACAGCUAGAAAGCAGAGGAUUCUUCUUAUGUCAGAUCAGCCAAGGAAGCAGAUGGACAAACUAGCUGACAACAUUGCUAAAGAUCUUAACCAUAUUGAUGUCCUUACGAAGAGUUGCAGUCUUAGCUUGACAAAAUCGUUUGAAAGGGCUGCUGCCAAUAAGGCUCGUGCUGUAAUUAUUUUGCCAACAAAGGGAGAUCGGUAUGAAGUUGAUACAGAUGCAUUUUUGUCUGUGCUAGCUCUUCAACCAAUUCCAAAGAUGGAAUCUGUCCCUACUAUUGUUGAGGUCUCAAGUCCGAAUACAUGUGAUCUCUUAAAGUCAAUCUCUGGGUUAAAAGUCGAACCAGUAGAAAAUGUUGCAUCAAAACUGUUUGUUCAAUGCUCUCGUCAAAAGGGUCUCAUAAAGAUCUACAGACACUUACUCAACUAUCAAAAAAAUGUCUUUAAUCUCUGCAAUUUUCCUAACCUAGCGGGAAUAAGAUAUGGACAGUUACGACGUGGUUUCCAAGAGGUAGUUGUAUGUGGGCUCCAUCGGGAUGGCAAGAUAUACUUCCAUCCAUAUGAUGAUGAGAUCUUACAACAGACUGACAAAAUAUUAUUCAUUGCACCUGUUCACCGAGGUAGGAAACCACAGGUUGCCUAUCCAAAGAUUGAUGAAGAAACUAGUAACUCUGCUCAGAAGUUGGAAGUUACAGAAAGAGACGGUCAAAAUUCAGAUCGUGCUUUGGAACUAAGGAAAUUCCGACUUGAUAGUAUAGUAAAACGUCCUGCCAGAUCAGGUUCCAAGGCUUCAAACUGGACUGUAGGACCAAAAGAAUUUAUACUUUUGCUCGGUUGGCGCCCGGAUGUUGUGCAAAUGAUUGAAGAAUACGAUAAUUAUCUUGGACCUGGCAGUGUAGUGGAAAUAUUAUCAGAAGCAACUUUAGAUGACAGGAAUAGAGCUAGCAAAGUUUCUGGUCAAGGGAAACUAAAAAAUAUUCAAGUUUCUCAUAGGAUUGGAAAUCCCAUGAACUAUGACACUCUUCAGGAUACCAUAAUGAAUACUCAAAAUUCUUUGAAGAGGGGCAAAAAUAUUCCCUUAUCCAUUGUUGUCAUAUCUGAUAGAGAAUGGCUUCUUGGAGAUCCUUCCAGGGCAGACAAACAUGCUGCAUAUUCUCUUCUUCUUGCGGAAAAUAUCUGCAAUAAACAUGGAGUGAAGGUGCAAAAUCUAGUUGCGGAGAUUGUGAACUCGAAACUGGGAAAACAAAUUACAAGAAUUAAGCCGUCCCUUACUUACAUCGCAGCAGAAGAAGUAAUGAGCCUUGUAACAGCUCAAGUUGCUGAAAACAGUGAACUGAAUGAAGUGUGGAAAGACAUUCUAAAUGCAGAAGGUGAUGAAAUCUAUGUCAAGGAUAUUAGCCUCUACAUGAAAAAAGGAGAGAAUCCAUCAUUCUCCGAGCUUGCCGAAAGAGCGCAUCUACGACGAGAAGUUGCCAUAGGCUACGUGAAAAACAACAAAAAGGUUAUUAAUCCAGUUCCGAAGUCAGAACCCCUCUCCCUUGAAAUAACGGAUUCACUAAUCGUGAUAUCUGAGCUCGAAGGAGAACAACCGAUUAUUUUGUCUAGAGCAUACCCCUAACCUUGCUCUGUUCCCUUCUGCAAAAGGGCAUCAAAUUUUGUUUACACAAAUUGAUGCUGAUACGGUCUUGUCCAAGGUCAUUAAUGAAGGAAAGACGAGAAGUUUUGAAGAUGAUGAAGUUUUUUAAUACCCUUGUAGUACAAACAAAUUAUUUCAGACUUAAAAAACUAUUAGCAUCCACGUUAUUGUAAGAUUAAUUUAAGCACCAUAAUUUUUAUUGUUAUUAUUUUUGAAAUUUGUUGAUGUCAGGAUGUACUCUCCAGGAGAACUCUUGGGUUUAGUUAGAAAAGCUUUUGAAUUA